UAAAAUCUUAUUUGUUGGAAAGAAACCAAAAUUGCACAUUAAACUUUCAUGCGUAAUCAACAGCAGUAGGAUUGAAGUUUUAACAGUCCAAAGUUUUGAUUUAUUUGGGGUAUUCUGAUACUUAGCCCACACGAAGGAACCUAUUAGGACAAGUCUUGAAUUUCUUACUGAAAGUUGACAUAAGUUUAAUUUAGAUUAUUGUGCUAAAAUGACAGAAUACCAAACCGGUAGAGAAAUGUGAACAAACAGUUCCGUGUGAUUGUUAAAUGCACAAGCAAGUGCUUAUAUAACCUUUUUUGCUAACUUUCGGAUUAAAAUAAACAGUGUUUAAUCAUUUCGAAUUUCGAAGAAAAAGGAUCUUUAUAACAAAAUGCCGUGCAAAUUUAACUGUCCUUGUCGAAUUGGUCUUGACUGGAUAUCGGGAAUUGUGGAACUUUUAAGUUUGAUUUUCUUUUUGUCGGGAUUUGGGACUAAAUACUGGGCGGUGUCAGAAGAUGGAUCUAUACAUUCCGGACUCUUUACCACGUGCACCACAGAUGUACAUAUAUUGUGUUACGCUAGUCAUAACUAUUAUCAUUCAUCGGCAGCUAAAGGUAGGGUCAUGGGUGCUGCAGUUAUUGAAAUAUUUACUACUUGUGGAUUACUAUUUGUUCUACUUUUAAUGCUGUUGUACAUGUGCGGCUUAUUCGAAGAAAAGGCAGUUGGAAGAUUAGCUGCACUCACAUCUUACAUCACAAGUUUCUUUGGAUUUCUUGGUGUAAUUUUGUUUGGUGCUGGUGCUAACAGUAUUGACUUUUCCGUCGGUUGGUCGAUGGGACUAGUUAUUUUGGGAUUAUUAUUGAACAUUGUAGCAGGCAUUUUUAUUCACAUAGGAAGUAAUCAGUAUGUCGAUGAAAAACUAUUUCAGCAGUCUAAACAUCCAAGAACUAAAUCCGCUAUUCCACCAUUACCCCCUAUUCGACCGCAAGCUCAAGUGACGUCUCGAUUUUCAAAGAUGAAAUUAUCUGCAUAAAUAUAAAGACAGCUCAGCAAUACAAUUUAACGAAUGGCCAGUUGGUAACAGGUGGAAAGAUUUUGACGACAUCGUUAUUUCGGUGGACACUUAGAUAUAGAAAACAGUUUUAUGACGAGGAUUCCAUAAUAUUCCUAAUAUUUAUGAUAUGGCGUAUAAACGGUGUCAGAUGGUUCCCAUGUGAUUUCUAGUCAAUAAACACAAUAAGAAAGCGGCCUAGCAUACUGGACAAGCAUAUUGGUUGUUGUAUGAUUUUACCAAAGACGCGAUCAAUAGUUGGCUGGUUUUGAGAAUAUUAUUUUCGGAAUGCUAGUAGUGUGCUUACAUCUUAUAUUAGAAUACAAUCUAGAGCCUUUGCUGUUAUUUCAGUGUGUGAAUAUUGUUUUUAUUUAUAUCUGUUCGAUUUAAUUGGUGCAUUACUAACUUUUAAACACAAGCAUUAUGAGUGAAAUAUAAAAGAUAAUUUUGAAAUCGGAGGAGUGAAAGUUAAAGUGAAAAGCUUAAGCGCUUUAUAUUUGUAUACUAGUAUAUCUGUGUUUAAAUGUGUUUAAAUGAAUAUAUAAGAUUGGGAAAGAUGUGAGGGUUGAGAAAUAUACCGUAUAUUAUAAAAUUUGAUUACUUCUCAAUGAGAUAUUCCAAUAAAUUAAGAA
Molecule: messenger RNA, 1662 nt
Organism: Mytilus trossulus (common blue mussel)
Lineage: Eukaryota; Metazoa; Mollusca; Bivalvia; Mytilida; Mytilidae
Exons: 3
Coding region: 371-1012 (213 amino acids)
Source: RefSeq, a predicted model, not a curated record